AUGGACAACAUCGGCUUGCAGUUCGGCCUCAUGAACUCGCUCGGCCGCAUUGCUGGAGACAGCCCCCUUGUCAGCAUCCUACUGUGUGCCUUGGUGCCCUUCCUGCUGAAGGAGGUCCCACGCCUGCUGGAAGCUGUGUGGAAGUUCUUGGAGAAGUACUUCACUUACGGGGAGAAGUACUACACCAGGCGCAUCGCCUUCACACAAGGCGACAACAUGCAAGUGCGCAGCCACUACGGCCAGCGAGAUGUUUUCGGCUCCGAAGAAACAUCGACCGAGCGCAACAACAUCCUGCAGAAGGCGAUUCGUCUGUACAUCAAUAAGGACAAGUCUCUGCUCCGCAUCAAGGAUGCUGAGAUCUACUUGCUUGACAACGAUGCGCACACGGAGAAGGGGCCACGAUUCGACCGCUUCGGAGACAUGAUGCCGGAGGUAAAAUUCUUCGGAGACCUGGAUCCUGCGGUGAAGAAGCUCAUGGGCUAUGGUGUGGCCAAAGGGCCAAGAGAGCACGACUACCUCCUGGUUGACGCCAAGCGCAGCAUCGAGUUCAUGUACCACACGAACUACAUCGCCCCCGACGCCCCGGACGAGUCGAAGGGCAAAGGCAAGGGCGGGGGCCAAGGGGGAGGAGCCGGGAAGACGACCACCACCUUCGUCCUCCGAUCCACCGGGCCGGAGGCCGAGAAGAACGUCGACAGCUUCAUCGAGGAGGCCCUGGAGCACUACAAGAAGCAGCGCUCGAAGUCCGUCGAUCGGUCCCGGUACUUCUUCAUGCCCCAGAUACAGAAGUCGGACUCCGACUCCAUGGGCAUGGGCAAGGGCUAUGGGAAGAGCUCCCAGGGUGCCGUGUACAAGAAGUACCUGCUUUCGGGGCACAAGACCUUCGACUCCCUCCACUUCCCGGAGAAGGGCCAGGUCCUGCGCAUGCUGGACGACUUCCUGAAGAUGGAAGGCAAGUUCGCCAUGCCCGGCUUUCCCAACAAGCUCGGGCUGCUUCUGCACGGGCCGCCCGGGACGGGGAAGACGAGCCUCAUCAAGAGCAUCGCCGAGUACACGGGCCGGCACAUCGUGGACGUGCCCUUGACCAAGGUCAAGACCAACCAGGAGCUCUUUGACAAGAUGUUCGACCUGGUCUUUGCCGUCCCUGGUGAGGACGAGGCCGUGCGGAUGCGCUUUGACAACAUCGUCUUCGUCAUGGAGGACGUGGACGCUGCAUCCAAGGUCGUGUACCGCAGGGCGCCCGCGAAGGACAAGAAGAAGGGCAAAGGGAAAGGGAAGUGGAAGGGGGACGAAGGCAAGGGGAAAGGGACGCCGGAGGAAGGAAAGGGGAAAGGGACGGAGGAGGAAGGAAAAGGCCAGGGCCCCAAGGGCCUGAAAGGCCUGCCGUCGGCCCCGCUGAAGCUGAACCGGGCCCAAUCACACACGCUGACCCUCGUCCGAACGAUCACCAUCGGAUCGGAGCCGAACGCAGCAGCCGAUGUGGCCGAAGUGGAGGAUGAGUUCGAGGAGCUGGACAUGGAAGACGAGGAGGAGGAGGAGCUGGAGAGAUCUGAGAAGAAGUCCAGCGACUCCGUUGAGCACUUGGCAGCUGCCAUCGGCAGGCUCGGUGGCAGUGGUGGUGACGGGCAGACCACCACCUUCUCAGGCCGCCUCUUGCAGGAUGCCGAUGAGCUGAACCUCUCAGGGGUCCUGAACGUCUUGGAUGGGGUUGUGGACUCUCCCGGCCGCAUCCUCAUCAUGACCACGAACCACCCCGAGAAGCUGGACCCUGCCCUCAUCCGUCCCGGCCGCAUCAACUUCGCCAUCGAGCUCGGGUACAUGAAGGGCGACUGCCUCUGCGAGCUCGCGGCGCGGCUCAUGGGGGAGGAGCUCACCGAGUCCCAGAAGGAAACUGCCUGUGACAUCGCCUUGAAAGGGAAGGUCACGCCCGCGAAGGUGGAGCAGUGCUGCGCCGAGGCCACCUCCGUGGAGGGCCUGCUGGCGGCGCUGAAGAAGAUCGCGGAGGAGGUGAAAUAA
Symbiodinium natans is the source of this 2016-nucleotide messenger RNA. The record is from the annotation of a GenBank genome assembly. Lineage: Eukaryota; Dinophyceae; Suessiales; Symbiodiniaceae.